UCAAGUCGGGAAGGCGGAGCUCUAGAAAGAUGCCCGAGUUUGUGACUGGGAUUCCUGAGCUGUAUGACCAUUCACAACGAUUUUUCCCAGAUUUUCGAGUUCCCAGUUGUUUYUGAACGCGGCAGGUGUACAUACUGUAACCGCGAGUCAUUUUCUGAUUGCGUCACCAGAAAGCGUCACAUUCUCAAAAACCGUUUGGUUUAUUGUGUUUAUUUAGGGUGGAUGUGCCCCGGCUGCCAUCGACCCUCAAAAUGACCAAAUUACAGUUUCUAAAUGUAUUUUUGACCGAACGGUUGAUGUUAGCCGCCCAAGAGAUAUAUAAGCAAGUGGAAGAGACAAUAUUAGAAUACCAGGAAGAAAUAAUCCAGGGAAAGAGAGAGAAUGAUCAAUUGAGACGCAAGUUUGGGAUUCCAUGGCCAGACCGAGAGCCCUUUGCUCCUGUAGAAUCUGAGGAGGAGGGAGGCAUUGGGCAAAAGCAGGAACCAGAGCCAAGGCAGACUAUGGAGAAACAGGAGGGAAGGACCAGGAAKGAGGAAAAUCAGUUUAGAGGACCGGACUCUCAGUCUAGAUUCACUCCUUCCAAUGGAAACGAUGACUAUGAUCAGAACCCACCUCAACACACCUCACUCAGUCAGUUCCAAACUCACACCGGGGAGAGUAGAGAGGGAGGCUCUCUGUCCAGCUCAUCAACAUCCAAACCAAUCAAAACAGAGACUGAAGGACUGGGUGUUUGUCCAUUUGAUCCGUCAAGUGACCCCAAUACAUUCUCUUCGUCAGUGAACCUUGACCUUUCAGCAGCACAGAGUGAGAACAGUGACUAUGAAAACACGGAUGACUUCUGGUGCUGUGCGGUGUGGAGGGAAGGCCAGGAGGAGGUGGAGGGUGUGGUUCCCAGUACCUGGGUGGUGGGCAGGAAGGUCCUGUGGCCUCCAGCCAAUGGGAGGAAAGCUCUGAAAGAGAGACACAAGCCAGGAGCCAAUUGGACGACGUAUGACCUUGUUAAGGUCAAACUAUUCUCAGAAUCUCUGGAAGAGUGUGAAGGCUACAGUAGGUCCAGUGAUGAGCUCACUGACAACGGAGACAGUGAGCCCAACACGCAGAAGAAGAAGAGGAGGAGGAGGAAGAGGAGGACGGGUGAGGGGCACGUUACCGGCACUGAUCAGAUACCUCAAGGAGGACCCAGUGGAGAUGGAAGGAUACACACAGGAUCAUCAAACUCUCCUCCGCUGAAGAGGAGAGUGAUGACGAAAUCUGGAACCCUGGAGGAGAGUUCUGGAGCUCUAGAAGCAGAACCUCAGCUGGAUCCGUCUGAGCUCAGAGGCCUUGACGACGCACUCAACAAGGAGAGCUACCUCAUAGAGGGACCACACUCUUCUGACGCAUGGGAUGCUGUUUUUCCAACCUCUCAGUCCAGAGAGGGAACAUUCCUAAGUGGACAGGAUAUGAUGGGAAACCUGCUGAAUUCAACCCAAAGUUUUCCUCUUCCAAAUGACCAGUUCCAGGAGCAGGUCCUGGGUCUGCUGGUGGACAUCAGACAGUCAGUGUGGGAUCUAGGAGGAAGGGUGGGAGUUCUAGAACACUGGGGWGGUUCUAGGGGUUCUGGAACAGAUUUCCAUUUUGACGUGUGCAGAACCUACGAGGACAUGGCCAACCUGGAGAAAGUUCUAGAGCCUCCUGAGGUAGCUGCCCAGAUGAAACAGUUCCUGAGCAGGAUCGGUGGGAACACCUUGAGGGAAAAUGUCACCAGGGUGAUGGAGAGGCUGAUGACCAAUGAACUGAUGAGUACCUUCAACAUGAAAGGAAGGAAAGGAACCAAGAAGAGUUUUCUCACACACUCCCUUAGCAAAAUCAUUAUUGACAGCAUCAUGAUCACCCACCCGUACGCCACAGAGUCUGCUGUGAUGCACCUGAUGGCCAACGUACUGAAGUAUGCCCCAGACCGACGCGGAGGAGGAGGCAGACCCCCCAGACAGUCACCCCAGGUCCCCCAUACCCAGAGACAGCAACACAUCCAGCAACACAUCAACAUCAAACAGGAGCAAGACUAUUAAUACCUGGACACCUUCCUUCAAGCCUGCUUACCAGUCUGUUUGUACUAUUAUUCUCCUUGCCACUCAUUGUCAUGCCAAGGAGUGGGAUGAUAUUACAGACUGGUACCCAGGCUACCUUCCUACUCUACCUGGGUCGUAUUCACUAGUAGGCACCAAACCCGUGUUCAUUUCGUCAACAAAAAUAGUGACUAAAAUAUUCGGCAAACACCUAUUUUUCAGUGGCAAUUGACAAGACUAUAACUGAAUAAAUAGACCCAGAAAAGAAGAACUAAACUAAAAUGAUUUUUCAUUCCAGUUGACUAAAACUGGACGAGAAUAAAUGAUCUGACUAAAAUCAGAUAAGUGGACUGGACAAUAGUUUUUGGAGAGAUUGAGAGCUUUUCAGUGAUAAGCACAAUUAAUAUUAGCAGUGGGAAGGACUUGCCACACCUGGCACACACAGCCUACACAUCACCUGGUGAGCUGGGGGGGGAGCAAGCAAUGAGUGUGGACAGACCAGCUCCACUCUGCCUUUGAUUAUACACAUCGCUCAGGCGACUCUCUUGCUUCCUCGUAGCUAACCAGUCACCACCAGCCUUCUGGUUAGCUACCCUUUGCCUGGUUAAGAAACACAAGCUGCUUUAUGAAAUGAAAAACAAUAGCAGCAUUGAGUUUAAUAGUAAAACAACAGUCUAGCUCCCUUGAGUUUAGAAAAGUAGGCUGUCUUUGAUAUUUGUAGUCUCGCUCAACCCUCCCACUUUCCCCACUGCAUUUCAUAGCCAGGUUCUGUAGUCGACGUAGCCAAGACUCCCUCUUUUCCUCAGAGAAAAUGUCUUGAGAGAUUACCGUUCAAAAGAUAUGACUCAUAAUACUAGGACCAGGACUCGAGCACUGGGUCUUGGGARUUCAGCCAUAGGGACUCGUGACUCGGACUUGAGGACUUGGGACUCGAUUGGGAUUUGAGGUUUAAUGACUUGACUACAUCACUGGGCGAAAUGGUCAUUAACCCCCCUUCUACUUCCUGACAUCAGUGUGGCGUCUGGGGAACGGUGAGAACAAUGAUGUGACGGAGUUGCAACCCAUAUUACAUUUUACUGUGUCAAUACGUGAUAGUGCCUCGCUCGCUCACUUUCUCUCCUCCCACCAUCCCUCCCUGCGCUUCUGUGUCUGUUUGUUUUUUAUGUAAUGUGUAAUAUCUAUGUAGGCUGAAUUAGGAAUUUACAUGGCCAGUUAAUUCUUAAAUAUGUUUAUCAUAUUUCUGCUGUUGGGAAGACAAUAGGAUGUUUUGCAGAAAAAUGUUUGUAGGACAAGGCUAUGUAUGUUUGUGCACAUGGAAGUCUGUGAUUUAUGUUUACUAUAGGUUAAUGAGGCAAUACAAAUGUGAUGUGACUAAAGGGCAUUUAGUUGACAAAAAAAACUAUACAAAAUCAUUAUUCAAAUAACAAAARUGUGAGUGAGACUUAAUUAUAAUUUAGUCAAACUGACUAAGAUUAGACUAAAUCUAAAAAAUAGUGCCAAAAUGAAUACUGUACCAAACGGACUGAAACAGGUACUGCCUGGUCCCAGAUCAGUUUGUGUUCUUGCCAAGUCGAUUGCUAUCAUUGUCAAGCCGAACAUGAUAAUUCCAUAAGAACAUUGCAAGAGAGCAGACAGACUGGCAUGGCAUCCAGGCUAACACCAACUUUACUGUAGGCCUGAUGUACCCUCAGCCACCUUCCGCUUUUACGUUUCACAUUUAUUAUACAUGCACUGUAUAUAUCAUCAUUAGUUGCCUUUUUGAAUCUAACAAUUUAAUAUUAAAUAUUGAAUUUAGGAUUAAGUUAUCCGUUUUUUAAGUUAUGAUGAAAAUGAAUUUUUGGAAUGAAUGAUGGGAAGUAGUAUUUUAUAAUGUACAAAGCCUUGACUUCUGGUUCUAAAUAAAAUGCAUGCCUUGAGUUACA
Messenger RNA from Salvelinus sp. IW2-2015, 3970 nucleotides. RefSeq lists its product as uncharacterized. NCBI's taxonomy places the organism in Eukaryota, Metazoa, Chordata, Actinopteri, Salmoniformes, Salmonidae. The record is from RefSeq and is a predicted model, not a curated record.